UUGACACUGGACCAAAACACUUGACACACAUUCACCAUGAGGAUUCAAAUUGUCCUGUCGAUUCUGUACUUCUCGGCUGUUCUGAUCUUAGCUGAGGAUGGUAAGGCGCAGAAGAAAGAUCGCGAAAUUCUAGAGAUCCUUAAGAAGGGCGAUGAGGAGCUGAGAAAACUAAACCACAAGGUCCACGAUUUAAGCAACUCCCAAAAAGGCAUUGAAGACAAAAUCAAGCAGCAGCGCGACCAGUUGGAGGGUAUCGUCCGUCUCGAGGAGGGUUUGGUAAAGAUUCAAAACGACACUGCCCACAGCUUCCAACUGACUGCAAGUGGGGUGAAGAACCUCACCGCCAACAUACGCUCCUUCGAAGCCAAGAACGAUAAGGCUCUACAAAAUCUAGGCAAGGUGGAACUCCAGAUCAAGGAAGUCAUUGGAAAAGUGGAUGCCAAUCAAAACAAAUAUGAAAACGAAAUCAAGGGCGUAUCCAAGUCAGUGGAAAAGCAUUUGGACGAUCUCAGCAAGUUGCUUAAGCAAUCUGUUGUAGAGAAAUUGGUUUCGCUAGAUCGGACAGCGAAGAAGCUGGAAUCGACCCAGAAAAAUAUUGAACAGAAAGCUUUGUAUUUGGAUGAACUGAACGAACUGGCAGGCAGAGCCAACUACAAGGCAGACCAAUUGGAGCAGGGUCUUCAACAACUGAACUACACCCAGAAUCAACGGUUGACUGGCAUCGCUGUGUCCGUGCAUGAGGUUGAAGUGGGUGUGGGACAUCUAGACAGGAAACUGGUUGAGUUGCUAGGCAACCAGCAAAUCAUUGAGAAGAUUCUCAAGGACUGCGCCAAAUGGAAACAUCCCAACAAACCAUCUAACCCUGAGAACAUAUGGGCACCACCCCAACCAGAUUAUAGUCCAUCCUACGGUUUUCAACAAAAGGAAGUUAGCUACGCAUCUUCCGAAGAAGCUUCCUAUCUCCACAAGCUUUGGUAUGGCAAGGAUUAAAAACUAAACUGAAUCAAACUGUCGAGACAAUAUUUCAACAUUAUUUGCAUAUCAAUAUUAACCCUCAAGAAAUAAAUAAACCCAAAAAAAUAUGAA
Molecule: messenger RNA, 1086 nt
Organism: Drosophila willistoni
Lineage: Eukaryota; Metazoa; Arthropoda; Insecta; Diptera; Drosophilidae
Exons: 2
Coding region: 37-990 (317 amino acids)
Source: RefSeq, a predicted model, not a curated record